AUGCCGCCGGAUCGCGGCCGUGCUUCCCGGGCAUGCACCUCAUGCAGAAAACAAAAGACCAGAUGCUACGAGCCUGGAAUUCCUGGACGAGCAUGUAUGCGAUGCGAUCGACUUCACCAGACUUGUUCGCUUGUGCAAAUAGUUGCCUCAGAUGAGGAAUCCAUAGCCCCCGCAACAGGCACAGAUGCGCGCUUGGAGCGUCUAGAAAAGACCGUGGCGACUCUGCUCGACCGACUUGGAGAAGGCCCAGUAAAAAAUCCAGGCCAUGAGUCGAGUAGACCUACCCCCGCGCAGACGAGCUCGGGGUCUGGCGAUGCGUACGGGGACUCGGAAUCCUCCGCGGCUCCGAUCAUGGUCAUCCGCGAUCUAGCAACAGACAGCGGCAUCAAACCAAUGUCUGAUGCCAGAUCUUUAGAGGCGGUAUUGGAUGAACUUAUUUCGCCUGAUCUUGCACUUACGCUUAUCACAAUUUUCCUGGAAUAUUACGGUCGGUGGGUUCUCUUCGAUCCCGAAUGUGAGCCAAGCGAGCUUCUCCGUCGAGUGAAAAAGUCGAGCUUGCUAUUCUGCGCUUGUUCUCUGAUCGCCGUGCGGCACACUUCCGAGGAAUUGGCUGCAAGUCUUGCUCCGAAAUUGUAUGAGUAUGCCCGCUCGCUUGCUUCUACCACUCUUCUAGUUGCCCCGCAGCCCAUUGAGUUCUUUCAGGCUACCCUGAUCCUGUCUAUGUGGUCGACGACUGUCGGACAGGUGCCUUUGAGUAUCGAUAGCUGGCUUCUGAGCGGGUUUGCUUUACAGCACUCUCAUUCGAGCCCGCUGUUUACUGCUGUCAUGACUCAGUCCCUCCCUCCAAAUAGACUAGAUGAGGAAACUAUGCGUAAUUGCUAUCUGUGGAAUCAUCUCUGCCUUGCUCAUAUGCAUUAUUGUGUUGGUACCAGCCGCCGAUCCAUGUUACAACCAUGGCAAAUCGAACGAUGCCGUGCUAUUAUUGUUUCAGAUCAUGCCAAUAACUUUGAAGUGCGCAUGGUGGCCGAGAUUUAUCUUUACUGGACUGUAUAUGAACACCUUAUCCAGGAGUCGGUUGAUUUGCUGAAGUCAGUGGCAGCUUUGCAGGACUGGCGACGAAAAUGGGAAUUUGUCAUUGAACAACCGAGAUCGCAGUUUCUGUCAAUGGGCUUCCACUUCUCAUAUCUGCUUCUAUACGAGCAUGCUCUGAAAGCCAACUCUCCCCGAGCUCGGGAAUCAGUCGUACCGGAAAUGAUUCGGCAUUCCAAGGCAAUUGUGAAACUGGCUAUGGAUACAGUCGAUGAGCGCACCCGCCAUUUGACCGAUCAUAUAUACCAUAUGAUUACCUUUGCAGCGAUUGUCAUCUGUCGCCUACUAAAUGCCUACCCAGAAAAGGUCGCCUCGACUUACAAUAUUGACGAGCUCGAAUUGCUCGUACCUGACUUAGUUCAGUGGCUGUACUGCAUUGGAUUACCAUGCCAUGCGGCGCAUACCUUGGGAAAUAUCAUCACCAAGGUGCAUCAAAAAUUACGGCCGCAUGUCGAGCUACCGCCAGCAAACUCGCAACCAGAAGAGCUACUUGGCGAACUUAACAAUUAUUAUUUCCCAGAAUUUCUUGGAUUAGGGAUUUCGGCUAAUGGGGAUUGGGAUCUUCUGUCAAAUAUGGGUCUCUUUCCGGAAAGUCCGUCUAUUCCAGGGAGACCCGAUUGA
Penicillium mononematosum is the source of this 1710-nucleotide messenger RNA. Its product is annotated as Zn(II)2Cys6 transcription factor domain-containing protein. The record is from RefSeq and is a predicted model, not a curated record. Gene Ontology annotation, cellular component: nucleus. Lineage: Eukaryota; Fungi; Ascomycota; Eurotiomycetes; Eurotiales; Aspergillaceae. Gene Ontology annotation, biological process: regulation of DNA-templated transcription. The transcript is spliced from 4 exons. Gene Ontology annotation, molecular function: transcription cis-regulatory region binding; DNA-binding transcription factor activity, RNA polymerase II-specific; zinc ion binding. Bases 1 to 1710 code for a protein of 569 amino acids.